Messenger RNA from Syngnathoides biaculeatus (alligator pipefish), 2982 nucleotides. It is a transcript of the gene elp4, whose product is annotated as elongator acetyltransferase complex subunit 4. NCBI's taxonomy places the organism in Eukaryota, Metazoa, Chordata, Actinopteri, Syngnathiformes, Syngnathidae. The coding region runs from base 59 to 1276 and encodes 405 amino acids. Gene Ontology annotation, biological process: tRNA wobble uridine modification. Gene Ontology annotation, cellular component: cytoplasm; transcription elongation factor complex; elongator holoenzyme complex. The transcript has 10 exons. The record is from RefSeq and is a predicted model, not a curated record.
UCUCUAAUUGGACAACGCUCUCCAAAACACGGAAGCCGUCAUCACGCUUCAGAGUAACAUGGCAGACUCCGUCAGCGGUGCGUGUACACGUUCUGUGGAACGUACACCGUUGAAUACGACGAGUUUUCAAAAGAAGACUAGGAACAGGUUAUCAACCAUACCUGGUACAAGACUCUCGGUGCAAAAUGGACAGCUUCUAGUUUCUACCGGUGUCACGUCGCUGGACUUUUUGCUCGGUGGUGGGCUAGCAGUUGGAACAGUACUUCUCAUAGAAGAGGACUAUUAUGAUAGCUACUCGCGUAUGAUCCUAAAAUACUUCCUGGCAGAAGGAGUGGUGUGUCGACAUGAACUCUUCCUUGCCGCAGUUCAAGAUCACCCGAAUGACAUCUUCCAGGAACUUCCAGAUCCCAUUUUAGAUGAUGUUGGCAUUCACAAAUCAGGGGACUUGCCUAAACUGUCUUGUGAACUUCAGGACAGUAUAGAUGCCAUGAAGAUUGCCUGGCGUUAUCAGAAUCUCCCAAAAGUACAGAGUGCUCUUGCAUCUUCAUCUCGGUUUGGCCACUACUAUGAUGUUUCCAAAACAAUGGAGCCAGAAAUCCGCCAGGCAGCCAAGUGCCACCACUUCUACCUUCCAGAGCAUCCCAGCCAGUCAUCAGCCACACACAGCCCCAUGCUUGAGUCCUACUCUGCAUUGCUGAAGUCCAUUGAAGAGGUCAUACGCAGGGAAGGUUUUUAUGUGGCAGCAUCCACGGCCAAGUCACGGAACAUCCUGCGUAUCGGGCUUCACUCGCUGGGCUCACCUCUAUGGGGUGAUGACCUGUGUUACCGGGACAACCCAAAACACAGCCACGCCCUCACUACCUUUCUCUACGGACUGCGGGCUUUGUUGAGAUCAUCCCUAUCAGUUGCAGUGAUAACUCUGCCUUCACAUCUCAUUCAGAACAGAUCUCUAAUGGGCAGCAUAAUCAGGCUGUGUGACAAUGCCAUCGCCUUGGAAUCGUUCAAAGGCUCUGAGAGGGAGACCAGCCCACUCUACAAAGAUUACCAUGGCCUGCUUCACGUGCGCCAGGUGCCUUACCUCAACUGUCUUGCCAGUCAACUGCCUGACCACAAGGACUUGGCCUUUAAGCUCAAGAGGAAACAGUUCACCAUUGAGCGACUACAUUUGCCUCCAGACUUGUCUGAGACGGCGAGUCGUGCGAAGAGGGGGGAACUGGCAGGAGCAGCCACGGCGGCUUCAGCCUGUGGCUCUGGCAACAAGCACCUGGACUUCUAGAGCUGGAGGGGGCGACCGGGCCAGCCACACCUGGAAUGUCUCGGCGGCUUCGGUCUGCCGCCAAGACGUUCGGGAUCUGCCAAUUGCCCCAGCUGGCCAAGGACGUGCCGCGGUUUUCACCGUUCUAUGGACACGCUUCAUUUCAUAUUUUUUAUUAACAAAUAAAAGCCAUCAUUAGGUUCACAGUAUUGUUGUUUAUUCUUCAUGGACAAAUAUUUGAUUUAAGCUUUUUUUUUUUUUUUUUUAGUUACAAGCAAAUUACUAAUUUUGUAGUUUGAAAAUAUAAAUAGCCCCCAUGGAAAAUAGAUAUUUUUCCAGAGUCCGACUGUCACUCUCAUAAAACCUUUAUGAAUUAUACAGGAAAUUAUUGUGCAAAUGGGAGUUCUUAAUCAAAAAUUGAAAAUAGCCUUGGUAAUAUGAAGACAUAAAAAUGGUGAAAUACUUAAUGAUGAAAGCCUAACUUGAAUAUUCUGACUAUGCGCUCCUUCCUUAUCCUAUCAUAAUAUAUAUAUAUAUUUUGUCAUUGUGUUACAAUUCAUUGUAGAUUUCAGUUUGUAAUUUAUAUGCAUGCCAAAAACAACCACUGGGCUAUGGGACCAGUACUGGAGCCGCACAGAGAGCUUGGAAACGUACUUGGUUUUGUUUGCCGAGCAUGAGACGGGGCAACCCCCCCAACCCCCCAACCCCACACACACACACACACACACCAGGUCGAUGAAUAGCUUCUUUAUCCACACAAAAAAAAAUGCACUUUUUUGGGGGGUUGGGUAACAAUCCUUAUAAUAUUUAAACUGCACGGUCAGUUCACAUAUUUCUUUUUUUUAUUUUUUUGUGAUCUUUCUGCCUGGCCCUGAUACUCCUUUACCGAUACGGUAAAAUAAUGAAAGCCGUUUAUGAUUCCAGGAAGCCGUUCGACGCUUUGUGCUGUUCGAACAUUACCUGUCCCGAAUUCUAUCUGUCCUCAGCCUCCUGUCUUUGGUCAACAUCUCACUUGCUAACAGAUCCACGUCAAUCAAAAGCAAAAUAAGUUACACCGUUUUAUUUCACCCCUCUCUCUUUUUUUGUCAUCAUUGUUCCUCCGCAUCAUUCUCUUAGACGGCGAAUCACUUUGACCUUUUCUCCUCAUUGUGUGCUCAGAUUGAUCAAGACCCGUUUGUUAUCCGCUGCACCCCUUUUUUGUGUGCUGCGCAUUGCAAGUGUCGCAUUGGUAUUUAUCUUAAUCUUGAAAGAAUGGGAGGAGGAAGAGCAGUUACAGUGGCAGUGGCCUGCUUGCAGGAAGGCGAGGGUUUGAUUCCUCUGUCCAGUUAUUUCUGCUGCCUGCAGCCAUUGUUCCUUAGAAUUGUUCAACAUGAACGUGUCGUCUUGUGGCAGCCUAAAGGUCAGCAGCUUCUGUCCGAAGCAAACAUGGUGAAGCAGCUUUUAGCUAUUAUGCUGCACACAAAUGGAAGAAGUUGCCAACAGAAGUGAGGUCAGCCCCAAGUUGAAAAGUCUUUUUUUUUUCCUCAUGCUUUUUAGAAUAUAUAAACUUUUUGAUCAUAUUACUUGCACUGUAUGCUGUUUUAAUUGCCUUUUUUUAUAUUUUGUUUGGCAUCUUUAUUGUUUUUAUCCCAUUUUAAAUGUUUUAUCGCUUUGUUUUCAAGUGCCUUUAAUCUUCUAAAGUACAUUGAGUUACCUCGUGUGUGAAUUUGCUAUACAAAUAAAUUUGC